AUGUUUGGUUUAGGAGCUAUUCUGUAUACAUUUACCAUGCUUGGAAAUAGUGUGUGCAUACUGAAUGAGGAAAGAUUUCUAGACAAUCUGGGGAUAACCCGAAAAAGUGAGAAUGCAGUGGUGCGACAGUUAUCUGAACUUAUAAGAACAAUCAAAACUCUUAGCUUUAUCCCACUUAUUGUUAUAAAUAUUCUAUUCAUUAUAUAUUGGUUGAUAUUGGGAUAGAAGCUAAUUUCUGUGCAAGUGAAGAAGAGGCAUGUGUGUAAUCACAUGCAGCAAUGUCUAUUUGUGCGGGCAUAUUGUUUUCCUGGAAUUUUAAAUUAUAAAAGAAUUAGCAGCAUUGUGUAUAUAAUAACAUGAUAUAGAGAUAAAUCUAGAGUUUAUUUUGUUGGGUUUUUGGUUCUUGGUAGAUA
This is a messenger RNA of Nematocida parisii ERTm1, 413 nucleotides long. RefSeq lists its product as uncharacterized. Gene Ontology annotation, cellular component: endoplasmic reticulum membrane; Golgi membrane; COPII-coated ER to Golgi transport vesicle. The transcript has a single exon. The record is from RefSeq and is a predicted model, not a curated record. Gene Ontology annotation, biological process: endoplasmic reticulum to Golgi vesicle-mediated transport. The coding region runs from base 1 to 225 and encodes 74 amino acids. Lineage: Eukaryota; Fungi; Microsporidia.